This is a messenger RNA of Varanus komodoensis (Komodo dragon), 3128 nucleotides long. RefSeq names its product RNA binding motif protein 28 (gene RBM28). Gene Ontology annotation, molecular function: RNA binding. The record is from RefSeq and is a predicted model, not a curated record. Lineage: Eukaryota; Metazoa; Chordata; Lepidosauria; Squamata; Varanidae. Bases 41 to 2470 code for a protein of 809 amino acids. The transcript has 19 exons.
GGCGCCGCCCAAGGCCCCGUAGCGUGUCGGGGAGCCGGCCAUGGCGGGCGCCGGCAGGACGGUGCUGGUGCGGGGCCUGCCUGCUUCGACGCGCGGCCCGGACUUGGAGCGCGAGUUCGGGCGGGCGGGGCCGGUGCGGCGGGCCGUGGCCGUCACGGAGCCCGGUAGUGAGACUUGUCGUGGAUUCGGUUUUGUGACUUUCUCCUUGUCAGAGGAUGCUCAGAGAGCAGUCCAGGAGAUCACCACUUUGGGGGACCACAAGAUCAGUGUGGCACUUGCUAAUCCAAAGCCAAGGCAAAAAAGGAAGAAGGACGGAGAUGCCUCUGAAGCCUCCCAACCAGUGCAGAAGCACCAGAGGACAAAAGGGGCUUCAAAGAAAGCCAGGCUGAUUGUCCGCAACCUGAGUUUCAAGUGCACAGAAGAGGACCUGAAGUCAGCAUUUUCUCCAUUUGGCACGGUCCUGGAAGCAACUCUUCCCCGAAAACCAGAUGGGAAGCUGCGUGGCUUUGCCUUUGUGCAGUUCAGGAACGUCCUGGAAGCAGGGAAGGCUCUGAAAGGAGUGAACAUGAAGGAGAUCAAGGCACGCCCGGUGGCGGUGGACUGGGCCGUGGCCCGGGACAAGUACCAAGCGAUGCAGGCAGCAGCCUCUCCUGCCGGGAACCAGGAGAGGAAGCCAGGCAAGACCCCGCAGGAGGGUGCCGCUGGCAGCGAUGCGGAAGACGACUCCGGAAGAGCAGUGCUGGGGCCCGCUGAGCCCACGCGGUGGGGCAGGUACUUCGAGCAGGUCCCAGCUGGAGAUAGCGAGGAAGAGGAGCCCAGCAGGGUGGAGCCCUCUGGGGAAGCAGAGGAUGAGGAAGAGGAGGAGCUUGCCGAGACUGGAAGCUCUGAUGAAGAUGCGGGAGGCAGUGAAGAGGAGGAGGAAGAUGACGAAGAGGAGGAGGAGGAAGACGAUGACGAGGAGGAGGAGGAAGAAGAGGAAGAGGGCUCCAAGAGAGGAGGAGGAGGUGAGGCCCCCUUGGAGCCGGGGAAGGACCGCAGGACGCGCCCCUCGGAUGUCGCUGAAGGGAGGACGGUCUUCAUCAGGAACUUGUCCUUUGAUACUGAAGAGGAGGAGCUGGAGGAACUGCUGGAGCCGUUUGGGGGCCUCAAGUAUGUGCGGAUCGUGCUGCACCCCGACACGGAGCACUCCAAAGGCUGCGCCUUCGCCCAGUUCCUGACCCAGGAGGGAGCCCAGAAGGCCCUGCAGGCGGCUCAGGACGAGAGCGAGGGCGGGGGACUCCAUCUGGGCGGCCGCCGCCUCCGGGUGGACCUUGCCGUCAGCCGCGAGGAGGCCCAGCAGCUGCGAAGCAAGAAGGUGAAGCAGCCCACCGGCACCCGGAACCUCUACCUGGCGCGCGAAGGCUUGAUCCGCGCCGGCACGAAAGCCGCCGAAGGCAUGAGCGCUGCCGACCUGGCCAAGAGGGUGCGGUUCGAGGAGCUGAAGCGGCAGAAGCUGAAGGACCUGAACAUCUUCGUGUCUCGCACGAGGCUCUGCGUCCACAACCUGCCCAAGAGUGUGGAUGAUGCUCAGCUCCGGAGGCUGAUGCUUCAGGCGGUCAGUGGCGUGCCGGGGGUCCGGAUCCGGGAGAGCCGGGUGAUGCGGGCCCUGAAGGCGCCGGCGGCGAAGGGCCGGGGCCAGUCGCUGGGCUACGCCUUCGUGGAGUUCCAGGAGCACGAGCACGCCCUCGCCGCGCUGCGCCACGUCAACAACAACCCCCGGCUCUUUGGGGCCCAGAAGCGGCCCAUCGUGGAGUUCUCCCUGGAGGAUCGGCGGAAGCUGAAGCUGAAGGAGCAGCGCGCCCAGCGCAGCCUGCAAAAGCUGAGGCAGAGGCAGGCUGCGGAGGGGCUGCCGAGCAAGGGGGGAGCAGCUGCCGCUGGCGGGCCCACGGUCCCCGAAAGCCCGGCCCCGCGGACCAAGAGGCAGAGGACAGCCCCAGGGACGAACGUGGGCGAGCGUCCCCCGGGGUUCGAGCCGUCACGGGGCCCCCGCAAGAAGAGGCCCAGGGAUGCCCCGGAGGCCAAGCAGACCCUUUCGGACCCCCGUCCCACGGAAGGCUCCGCCCCCUGGUCCGGGUUCCAGACACGUGCGGAAAUCGAGCAGGUGGAGCUGCCGAGCGGCAAGAAGCGCCGCAAGGUCCUGCCUCUGCCUUCCCACCGGGGACCCAAGAUCAGGAAGCGGGAUAAGGGCAAAGCCAAGCCGCCCCCCCACCAAGAAGCCAGGCCCUCCGAGCAGCCCCUGCGCCGGCGUCCCGCUCUCCCACGCGGUGUGACGUGCUUGCUCCUCCCGCAGGUGCCCCGGAAGACGCGGCGGGCAGGACGCAGCCAGGCGGAGGCCCGCUUCGAGCAGCUGGUGGAGCAGUACAAGCGCCGGAUCCUUGGCACGGGCGGGCGGGCCCUGCCCGCCCAGAGGAGCAAGUGGUUCGAGAGCUGAGCUGAGCUGGUGGGGCACGGCUGGGCACGCGGGCCCUUCCUCCGCCCCCGGCGCCUGGGGCCACUGCGCUUGGCGAGGCUGAGCAGCCACCUGGCGUGCUGGCCGCCUCCGUGAGCAGCUGCCCGCCCGCCCGCCCGCCUCCCCGCACGCAUGUGCGCGCACGCCCCUCUGGACGGCUGCACGGCUGCUCCGGGCGCGCGGGGGAGGCAAGGCAGGCCCGAGCGCUUCACGGGUAGCGGCUUCUCCGGCCUUCUGCCCCGCGGGACGAGGCCAGAGCGCCCGGGCCUCUCAUCUCGGAGCUGAGCUGGCACGCAGCCGGGGUGACCCCAUGCUCCCGGGGGUGCGGGGUCCUUCCUGCCCAGCCCCUCCCGGGCCCACUGUCCUCUCACAGCAGCCACCCGCCUCUUGGAAGGGAGUCCGGAGCCUGCGCAAGCGUUGGCCUGCCCCGUGUUUUGGCCCUGCCCCCCCCCCCCGCAAGGGCACGGUGUGGGUCACACUUUUAUGUGGGGUGCCUGAGAGCCUUCCCUGCCUUCCUGGUCCUCUGACUUCCUCACGGUCCCUUCCCUCUGGGGCAAGAGGUGGGGGAGGGUCUGGACAUGGGGCAGCACUGUAGCUCUAUGGUCUUUUUUUAAUAAAAGGCUUUCUUAAAAACCCGGCA